Phaethon lepturus (White-tailed tropicbird) is the source of this 975-nucleotide messenger RNA. Its product is annotated as dystrobrevin alpha-like. Gene Ontology annotation, molecular function: zinc ion binding. NCBI's taxonomy places the organism in Eukaryota, Metazoa, Chordata, Aves, Phaethontiformes, Phaethontidae. The record is from RefSeq and is a predicted model, not a curated record. Gene Ontology annotation, cellular component: plasma membrane; synapse. The annotation marks the transcript as partial. The transcript has 8 exons. Gene Ontology annotation, biological process: synaptic signaling.
AUGGAGGACAAUCUGGGGACCAGCUCCUCUGCAAACCAUGCCACAGAGAGGCUGGCAAAAGGCAUUGGGUACACGUGGAGCACCAGUCAACCUCACAGAAUGAUUGAAGAUUGUGGGAAAAGAGGAAAUACCAUGGCAGAAAGAAGGCAGCUGUUUGCAGAAAUGCGGGCUCAAGAUCUGGAUCGCAUCCGCUUGUCCACCUACCGAACAGCGUGCAAGCUUAGGUUUGUGCAGAAGAAAUGCAACCUGCACCUGGUGGACAUCUGGAACGUGAUAGAAGCCUUGCGGGAAAACGCAUUGAACAACCUGGAUCCCAACAUCGAACUGAACGUGGCUCGCCUGGAAGCUGUGAUUUCAACUAUCUUCUACCAGCUCAACAAAAGGAUGCCGACAACCCACCAGAUCAAUGUGGAGCAAUCCAUCAGCUUAUUGCUCAACUUCUUGCUAGCGGCCUUUGAUCCGGAAGGACAUGGUAAAAUUUCCGUUUUUGCUGUCAAAAUGGCCUUGGCAACUCUUUGUGGAGGAAAGAUCAUGGACAAAUUAAGAUAUAUUUUCUCAAUGAUUUCCGACUCCAGUGGAGUGAUGGUUUAUGGCAGAUACGACAUGUUUCUGCGGGAGGUUCUCAAGCUGCCCACGGCUGUUUUCGAAGGGCCUUCCUUCGGUUACACUGAGCAGUCAGCAAAAUCCUGUUUCUCGCAACAGAAAAAAGUCACAUUAAACACUUUCUUGGAUACGCUCAUGUCUGAUCCUCCGCCACAGUGUCUAGUGUGGUUACCACUUCUGCAUCGACUGGCAAAUGUUGAAAAUGUCUUCCACCCCGUCGAGUGUUCCUACUGCCACAGCGAGAGCAUGAUGGGGUUUCGCUACCGCUGCCAGCAGUGUCACAAUUACCAGCUCUGUCAGGACUGCUUCUGGAGGGGCCAUGCCAGCGGUUCCCACAGCAACCAGCACCAAAUGAAAGAGUACACGUCAUGG